CUUCUGAUGGGUGGCAAUGGUAUACACCACUCGGAACAACAAAGCUUUCAGCCUAAAGAGAGACAAAAAAUAAAAUAAAACUAUUUAGCAAAGUAAAAUUCUGCUAAGUUUACCAAUUUUGAAAAUCAAGAAAAAAAAAGCGGAAUCGCAAAAUGGCGAAACUCACUUGCGACGGAGGGACCGGCCAGGGCCAGACAAAAACAACAGCAGGGAUGCAUCUCGAACGCCUCCCUCACAUUGCACGCCCAGGCGCCCGAAGCCCCGUGACCCGGCCGCACAGGACCGUGCACCGUGCGCUGGACUCCUCGUUUACCGAAGCCCGCCCGCGCUUCCCGCUCCGUCUUCACUGUCGGCUCGGCGACCAAGUUCUUGUGAAAGCACCCUGGAUUGAUCGUCUUCUGCUUCUUCCAUCUGGACCUUCUCCUACAGUGGGUCGUGCUUCGUCGCUGCCGCUAUGACUCACCUGCUGGACCUCCCCGACGACGCGCUGCUGGCCGUGCUGGGCUUCCUGCCGCUCAGGCAGCUCUUCGCGUGCCGCCGCCUGCGGGACCUCUGCCUGCACCGCUACCUGUGGCGGCACGUGUCUCUGGAUGGGGAAAAUGAGGGUGUGGUGCGCGCCGCGCUGGCUCUCGCCCCCUGCCUCAAGUCGAUCGAGUGCUCCGGGCCCAGUGCCGUCCAGGCAUCCAGAGUCAAAACCACCAACUGCGUAGUGACGAGGCUAACGUUGUUCGUUUCCGGUCAGAGUAACCGGAUGGCUCUGGCAAUCGAAAUGAUUCAGAGGCUGCACGCUCUGGGCGGGCUGAGAGAGCUCCGUCUGACCUGCACCAAUCGCCGGACAAUGACGCCGCUCCUUCAGGCGGUCUAUGAUCUCCGCGGCCUCAAGACGCUCCUAUUGGACGCCACAGGCGCUCAAGAGUGUCUCCCGGCUGCGUGGUGCGACCGAGAGGCGGAGCCCUCAUUGAGUGACCUCGUUUUCGUCUCACACACCGCAAAUCCUUUCCUCCAACUGCUCCUGAAGACUCACGCAUCGACUCUGCAAAACGUGAGGCUGCUCACAGGGGACCACGUACCUGUGUCCUCGUUGCUCAACAUCCCCGGGCUGCGCUGCCUGAGGUGUUCCCCGAAUGUUGACCUGAGUCCGUUCGUGGCGCUGCCCAGCCUGCGCACCAUUGAGCUCUUCGACGCAGAAGGCUACCACCGCGGUGCGUUGCAGUUCCUCCGUGAAGCGUCGCACCUGCGGAGUGUACGGCUGUGGGACUGCACGGACUCUGUUCUGCUUGCUCUGGGCGAGUCGCCCUCUGCUCCACUCAUCGAACAGCUGGUCUUCACUUUCAGCAAGCGCCCCGUCUUGAAGGCGCUGUCAUUGGCCCUUCCCAAGUUUCACGCUCUGAAGGUUCUCGACGUUCAGAGCGAAUUCUUUGACAGCCUAGACACCGUUUGGCAGGUUGUCUGCCACGAGCCCACGCCGAGGCUCAUCACCCUGGUGGUAUAUCCUUUCGUCUACGGCGACGGCAGGUGCCUCCACGAGUGGCUGCACAGCCGCUAUGUCCAGGAUGUGCUCUGGACGAACCCCUGGCUUCACCUCUGUGUGAGAGCACAAAACCUACGUGGUAGGUGUAAUUCAUGUUCGUGGUGCCUUGAGGACUGCCACCAACUCCUUCGACGCUCUGCUCCUAGGUCGUUCUCGUCGCACAGCAAGAAGGCUGGAUGCCCCAAGGAUUGCUUUGACAUUACAGCUUGAUAGGCAGGGGACUGCUUUUCAGUCCUAUUUCGUGGUGUAAUUCUAGUGCGUGUUAUAUUCUUGUUUCUUUAAAGUACUACUUGAACAUGUAACUAAGGAAAAUUUCUUGUGUUAAUUUCAUGUGUAACUUAUACAUGUUACCUUAUGUUCUGCGGCCUGUACACCUAUCAGAGUAAAUUUGUUGUUGCCCUGCA
Thrips palmi is the source of this 1935-nucleotide messenger RNA. RefSeq lists its product as uncharacterized. NCBI's taxonomy places the organism in Eukaryota, Metazoa, Arthropoda, Insecta, Thysanoptera, Thripidae. Gene Ontology annotation, molecular function: protein binding. The transcript has 4 exons. The record is from RefSeq and is a predicted model, not a curated record. Bases 455 to 1741 code for a protein of 428 amino acids.